Messenger RNA from Brassicogethes aeneus, 669 nucleotides. Lineage: Eukaryota; Metazoa; Arthropoda; Insecta; Coleoptera; Nitidulidae. The record is from the annotation of a GenBank genome assembly.
AGUAGUAUUCCAAAUAUUGUUUAAGCAAUUAUUAAAAUACCGAACAUGAAAUAUUACGCAUUUUUGCUGUUAAGUGCUUCAGUAGUCGCUGUAUUUUGCGACGAAGAAUUUUACCAAAUUCCUGAGAAAUACCGAAACAUUGACAUUACAAAGGUGUUAGAAAAUGAAAGAUUGAUUCAAACUCAUUGUAAUUGUAUUCUAGAGAAGGAAAAUUCUAAGUGUAAUAACGAUGGGGAGCAACUGAAAAAAUACAUACCGGAAGCAAUUUCUAACAAAUGUAAACGCUGCACUGAAAAACAAAAAGAAUCUGCGAUUGUGGUAAUCAAACAUUUGAAAGCAAAUAAUCCAGAAAAAUGCUUUGAUCAACUAGUAGCCAAAUUUGAUCCAAAAAACGAACACGCCAAAGAAUUGGAAGAACUUCUAGUAUAAAAGAAUUUACCAAAAUAAACAACCUUAAAUUAUAAGUUUACAAUAAAUAUUUGUUGAGAAGAAUUGCUUGUUUCAGUGCAUUUCAGUUCAUUUAACCAGUCGAGGACGAGUUUGCGCCCGAGCGUGCGAGGGCUAGCUGACUAUGGAGUCUGACACUGGUCAACACUUACUCCUGCGUGAUAACGUUUUAUCUGCUCCCACAUCUAGGUUUCAUGUAAUAAAAAUACUUUUUUAAUAAAU